This is a messenger RNA of Adineta steineri, 426 nucleotides long. The record is from the annotation of a GenBank genome assembly. Lineage: Eukaryota; Metazoa; Rotifera; Eurotatoria; Adinetida; Adinetidae.
AUGGAAAUUGAAGAAUUAAAAAGAUUUACACCGUAUCAGGAAAUUAUGUUACAACAUGCUAAAGAAGUAAAUCGUCAAUUAGAAUUUAUUUCAUUUCCAAUUCGUGAUCAAUCUGUACAUCAAGACAACCAACGUGUUCUUGAUUUUUGUCUUGAACUUUGUGAUCGUGUUAAACGAGGACAAGUUGUUCUUGUUCAUUGUUGGGGUGGUCAUGGUAGAACAGGAACAAUUAUUUCAAUUAUGAUUGGAAUUUUAUUUAAUUUAAAUAGUGAAGAAGCAAUAUCAAUGAAUCGACGUUUACAUGAUCAACGUAUACGUACAAAUGGAAUUCCCAGUCCAGAAACUGGAGUACAAACUAGACAAGUUCAUACUAUUCUCGAUGAGAUGUAUCACAAGAAUAAGGAUAACAAUAAACACAAUGCUUAA